GAGCGGAAGAAGCCGGGUGGAGCGUCUGGGUGGAGGCGCUGAGACCCUUUGGUCGGUGAGUCGUAGCUCCCGCGCAGCUCCCAAACCCAUUGCCGGUGGACUCCGACACGAACCGCACGGUGCGGGGCUCCGGAUCCGUGGCUGUUGCGGCUGCUGCUGUCGCCGAGGACUUCCCCCACCUCCGGUCUCCGCCGUCGCCGCUGCGGGAAGACGCGGCCUGGAGAGGCCUCGUAGGCCUAGGUGCGGCCCAGCAAGCCUGACGCGUGGCUGCCGUGAGUAAAAUAAAUAAAUAAGUAGAGCGAGCGCCCCCACCACAGUCGUUGACCAGUUAAAAUGGAGGAGAUUUCCCUGGCCAACCUGGAUACUAACAAGCUGGAGGCCAUCGCGCAGGAAAUAUACGUAGACCUGAUAGAGGAUUCUUGUUUGGGAUUCUGCUUUGAGGUGCACCGGGCAGUCAAGUGCGGCUACUUCUACCUGGAGUUCGCAGACACGGGUAGCGUGAAGGAUUUUGGCAUUCAGCCAGUGGAAGACAAAGGAGCACGCCGCCUCCCGCUUUGCUCCCUUCCCGGAGAACCUGGCAGUGGGCCCGAUCAACAGCUGCAGCGCUCACCUCCAGAAUUCCAGUAACCGCCGCAGGAAAGAGGGGCGGAAAAAAAAAAUGACCAGGACAAUAAUCUAGACUGGUCCCUUGACUUGGAAGAGUAAGCUUAAGUAGGGCAAAACAAAACAAAAAAAUCAGACAAAACUCCCAAUUUCCCCCCUUGAAGAUGCUAGCAUAAAAAACAAAACAAAAAACCCAAAGUGGAGAAUUUUAAGAAUUCAGAUUUUUUUUCUCUCUCUUUUAAACGUGUCUGUGGGGCCAGUUCUGAAACCCUGGGCAGGAGAAGGUGCACAAGCUGGGCAGUAUGCAGUGUGUAUGGAUCUCUAAACACACCUGGAUUCCCUGUGCUGCCCUCGGUACACAGGUGAGAAGCUGUGUGCCCAGCGUAUAAAAUCUUUCUGUUCUGAGACUUUCUAUCUGCUUCAUGCCACGGGCUACCUGGAGAGUUUGGACCUUGUCCAUGAUCUGGUCAUUUUGUCAGUGGGACUGUUUCUUUCAUUUUUAAGUCUCUCAUUUGAGCUUCACUGAUAAUAAAAUGAAAGGUAUAACUCCUGGAGACUUACCAUAUCAAUUUAGGACCACCAAGAAAAAAUUCCCUGUUGAAUUUGGUAGUGAAGCUGUAUGGCCUUGACUGCACAAGAAGAACAAUUCAAAACUUUUUUUUUUUUUUUAAGGCCCAGCAUUUUUGGUGGUUUCUUCAUACCUGAUAACAAGCCCUGCCUCUGGUUGAGCAGAGCUUUGAUUUAUUCCUCCCCACCCAGUGUCAUAAAGUUGACAAGUACAACUUGGUUGUCCAGACAGGCUGAGGAUACAAUUGUGAGCCCAUGGAGAGGUAGUAGAGACCUCUGCAACUAUGCACAGUCUCAUACUGGAAGAUUUAUAUAUUGGGCUGUGGACAUAAGUUGUGUGGGACAGUACCUUCCCUCAUUUGAGUUACUGAUUGCAUAGCCACUCUACAAGUCUGACUUGGUCACUGUGCCAGGUCACUACUUGCUUCCUACUUCGGGGGCCUGAAGAGCAUCAUGGUUGUGUAAGAGGCUAAUUGAAACAUGAGCCCAAAGAGGGCCUCUGCCAGCUGCUCUGAGUAAUGUGAAUGGGUUUAGUGCUAGAAGCCAAGGAGCAGGACUAGGUCAUCUCUCUCGUCUGACUGUGUGCAGAGUCCUGUUGAAUGCCCCUCUCAGAAGCUCUGUUUUGGUGAACAUUCAGACUGUCACCACCUUUUCUGCCCUUCCAAAGGGGCAGUCCUUUCCACUAGGUCCCUUUUGGACCUCUUGACAGCAAGAGCUUUCUGUUGCUGGAAGUCAGGAAAACAUGUCCAAGUUCCCUGACUUUAGGAAAUGGGAUAUAGGGGGAGGAUGGGAACUGAUCUGUGUUAUCAAAAUUGCCUUGUGUUUACUCCCUGACUGAAGGUUUAUAAAGGGUAGGUGGGUGGGAGGACUGAGGUGAGUGGAACAGGUGCUGCUUUAUUUGAAAUGUUUUUCUUACCUCAUUCUAUGCCCCAGUAAAGGCCCUGCCUCAUCUCUCUGGCUUGGUCCAUGUUCCUGUCCACUGCCUAUCUGGUGCAGCUCAUAAUUCCAGGUGCUGCUUGCCACUCUUAAGCUUUCCCCAUCUACCAGUUUCAGUUCAUCUCUCUUUAAAUACUUCUGAUUCUUCUCAACUUCCUUUUUCUUCGCCUUUUUUUUAAUGUUUUUAUUCUGUUUUUUGGAAGACUCAGAGGAGAAUCUUUGGCUCCCUAUGCUUGGAUUGGAAUGGGGAAAUAGGUUUUUUGUAUUUACAAGGCAGUCAUUUGUCUCUAUAGGACUGCCUUAGUAUACCCUCCUGCUUUGUCUUCAUGAGUUCUGUCUUCCUACCUGCACUAGGAAUCUGCUUUUAGGACUUAAGCAGAACUAUGAAGGCUGUCUGGCACCCAGAGAUGGAGCUGGUCCACCUUCUCUUCCCCUUGCUCUGUAUGUAUCUUCCCUUGUCUAUGGACUGAUGAUUUGAGGUAGAGUUUAGGAAACUACUAAUUAGACCUGAGUCUCUUACUGCCUUCUAAAGAUUUCCUGCCCAGCUUUGUGGCCUAGAUACAGAUCUACAAUCCAACAAUUACAGCUUUUGAAAAAUGUCAAACCUUGGCUGAAGCUAAAAGUAAUUUCUAGUUAUCCUUUCCUUUGACUUUUUGUGAAUAUCUAAUAGAAUGCUGAUAGAAAGGAGAAUCUGAGACAGUGUUUUGGAAACAAGACGAAAGAGAAAAGAUAAUCAUCUACUUAUUCUUCCUUUAGUUAGGGAACCAAGAACAUGACUUUAAUAUUUUCUUUCAGACCUUUUCUAUGACUGGAGGAGGAAGAUGUUGGAAGUAAGUUUGAGUAGUGGUUUCUUUACAUCUCUCUUUCCUUGUUUUGAUCCCCUUCUCUACUACCAUCAUUAGGACAAGAGGCCACUGCCCAGACAGGUACUAGGUGGGCUCAGUCUAGCAGGUGCCCUGAGGGGACAAACUACUACUGUUCAAGGAGUUCAGGCUCCCUAACAUACAGUUGACAGUGGUUAGAAACUCCCUUUUCCUAUCUUCCCUAUUGUCCUUUCUGUAACAACAGAACUUCUGUCCUUCCCUAUUCAAUUAAUUGUAUUGGUUACUCUAUAAUCUUACCGUGAGUUAGUGAGUGAGUGAGUGAGUGAGUGAGUGUGUGUGUGUCUGGGGGGAAAAGGGUUCUUUAAAAUUUCUGUGGUUUGUGGCUUUUUCUACCAUACAUUAGUUUUCCACCACCGCAUGCCCAGGGGCCACUGCCUGGCACUAUCGCAUGCUGGGACCAUUGCGGGAGGGUACUAUGAAACUCACCACUGUCCUUUGCUUUGGAGAUUUCUUAUUUUUGCAUAAGUAACCCAUCCUAUACAGAUAGCUGUUUAACUGUGUGUUUCCUUGCCCCUAUGGCUGCUGUUGUAAAUAAAAUGCAUCUCCCCAUUGCUAAACAGUAAGAAUAAACUUUUUAAAAAUUA
Messenger RNA from Dipodomys ordii (Ord's kangaroo rat), 3574 nucleotides. RefSeq names its product ataxin 7-like 3B (gene Atxn7l3b). The record is from RefSeq and is a predicted model, not a curated record. Bases 334 to 627 code for a protein of 97 amino acids. The transcript has a single exon. Lineage: Eukaryota; Metazoa; Chordata; Mammalia; Rodentia; Heteromyidae. Gene Ontology annotation, biological process: regulation of gene expression.